Rhagoletis pomonella (apple maggot) is the source of this 2083-nucleotide messenger RNA. RefSeq names its product G-patch domain and KOW motifs-containing protein. Gene Ontology annotation, cellular component: spliceosomal complex. Bases 139 to 1782 code for a protein of 547 amino acids. Gene Ontology annotation, biological process: mRNA splicing, via spliceosome. The transcript has 3 exons. NCBI's taxonomy places the organism in Eukaryota, Metazoa, Arthropoda, Insecta, Diptera, Tephritidae. The record is from RefSeq and is a predicted model, not a curated record.
UGCAAUAGAAAUAAAAAAAUUUCGAUAUCGCUAUCGACAUUUUGGCAACUUUACAGCAACGUUUCACUGUGAAGAUCAGCUGAUUGUAUGCAAUUGUUUAUAAACGCAAAUUAAUUGUUGGAAGAAACUUAAUAAAACAUGGACAUCAAGAAAAUAUCUUUCGGAUUUAGUAAAACCGCAAAGAAAUGCAAUUUGCUGUCAACAAGCAAAGGAAAAGAAAAAGAAGAACCCAAAGUGGAACUCAUAAAAUGUUUGGAGGGCCAUGAAAUAAAACUAUUCGAAGAGAAGAAGGAGGAGCCUCCUAUGGUGAUUCCAUUGAAGGAGGACACUAAAACUUCAGCGGCACUUGCAAGUUUGAUAAAAAGACGAGCUGUUUUGCUGGGCGAAUCAGAUGAACCGCCUCCUAAUGAACCGAUAAGCAAAGUGAUCACAGAAACUAAUUGCACAAGUGGAAAGGUGAUCAACGAGAGUUUAGAGGAAAGAGCUGCUCGUGAGUUACUUGCUUCAGUACAAGGUAACGACGACGGACCCGUUGAUAAAAAUCUUGUACUACCUACUUUAAAAGCAGACGAGUUGCCACUUGAAGGCGCCAAACAAUCGUCUAUAGAUGAUUAUGAAAAUGUGCCCAUAGAAAAAUUUGGAAAAGCUAUGUUACGCGGCAUGGGCUGGGUUGAGCCCAUUCAAAAAAAGGGUGUUCCACCAGAAGAUGAAAUGCCAUUUGUGCGUCCAAAGGGAAUGGGGUUAGGUGCUGAUAAAGCACUCAAAAAACAGCCCUUAUUAGUUGCACCAGAGAAAAAUGAAGUGCUAGAAAUCAAAAAACAAGCAUUCGUGCGUAUAUUGGGUGGAAAACAUAAAGAUAUGUACGGGCAAAUAGAAGGAUUCGAUGAUCAUGCGGCACGUGUGAUUGUCAAAAUGGCUAUAGGCGGCAAUAAAGAAGCGUUUAACGAGUUUUUAUGUCAACCAGUAGCGAAGAAGGAAUACGCUCAGUACGGAAAAUGCAUAAAUACAGCAAAAUAUGAAGAGUAUAAAAAGAUGGAGAAUGAACAUGGACAAAUUAUUAUUAAGCAAGAAGAUACUGAAAAGAAACCAAGACCAGUAAAAGAAGUUCGAAAAGUGGAGGAUGAAUACCAAAGGGGUGAUGAUGACAAACGCAAGGCAGAUAAUAAAGCCAGAGAUAGACGUGAUGAAAGGCGAAAAACUGAGGAAAAGCAACGACCUGAGCAUCGAAGUAAAUCCCGUCACCAUGGAACCGAAGAUCAUUCCUAUAAUGGCAACCGAGAUGAUGACGACCGACGGUGUGACGAUUAUAGGAGCAGCAACUCGCGACGUUAUGCACUUGAGCAGCACGACGUCUCCAGUCGGCGAAACCGUUAUGACGAACGACGCAAUGAGCGCGAUCAAUCCAAACGUAGAUCCAGGCAACGCAACAAUCGAACAGAGAUAGAAAGUGCACCGUCAGCCAGUGGCAGCAGCAGCAGACGUCAACAGUAUACCGAUGACACAAGUGCCUCUUCAGGCACAGAUAGCGAUUCUGACUCGGCGUAUGAGCGCAAGGCCAAAAAGAAGUCGAGUCACAAAUCAAAGGCUAAAAAGAAAAGCAGUAAAAAGUCGAAACGCAAGCACAGACACAGAACGAGCGACACUGAGACCUCAUCAGGCAGUGAUACUGAGAGAGAGGAAGACUCAUAUCGACGGGAAAAGAAACAACAUAAAAAGAAGACAAAGAAAAGCAAGAAGCCACGUUCAAGGUCCCGUUCACAUGAUCGCAGCAGCAGAAGAUGACUUAUGAAAUGUUGAUUGAAUUCAAUAUGUAAUUUGAUUUGUGAUUAAGCUGAACUCUUUCGAAUUUCACAUCAAAAUGAAACUUGUUUAUUCGCAAAUAUUUGUAAUAUGUAUCGAUCAUUGUAAUUCUACAAAUGUAAACACGUAAAUACUAAUGUUUUAAAUAUUAUAUAUUUAAUAUUUUUAGAUAAUCGUGUUCAUAUUUAAAUAUGUAUUUCGCCAGUACGAAAAUGCUUAUCUUUACUUUAGGGUUCAAAUACUUAAUUUCUUUCAUAAUUAAUAAAUCACAAUUAAAACGAGA